Messenger RNA from Emys orbicularis (European pond turtle), 1379 nucleotides. RefSeq names its product dolichyl-phosphate mannosyltransferase subunit 1, catalytic (gene DPM1). The transcript has 9 exons. Gene Ontology annotation, cellular component: endoplasmic reticulum membrane. Lineage: Eukaryota; Metazoa; Chordata; Testudines; Emydidae. The record is from RefSeq and is a predicted model, not a curated record. Gene Ontology annotation, molecular function: dolichyl-phosphate beta-D-mannosyltransferase activity. The coding region runs from base 111 to 851 and encodes 246 amino acids. Gene Ontology annotation, biological process: dolichol-linked oligosaccharide biosynthetic process; GPI anchor biosynthetic process; protein O-linked glycosylation via mannose.
ACCCAUUCUGCACACGUCGGUGCCACGCGCCGGGGUAGCUGCGCAUUGGCUGCUUCAUUCCCCGAGUGUAGUAACCGCUCCCCUAGUUCCGGGUGGUUUGUGGCCCCGCCAUGGCCGCGGCCAGCCGGAACCGAGCUCGGGAUAAGUACUCGGUGCUGCUGCCCACGUACAACGAGCGCGAGAAUCUGCCGCUCAUCGUCUGGCUGCUGGUGCGGAGCUUCCAAGAGAGUGGAAGCAACUUUGAAAUUAUAGUCAUAGAUGAUGGAAGCCCAGAUGGGACACGGGAAGUUGCUGAACAGUUGGAAAAGAUAUAUGGUUCAGAUAAAAUUCUUCUAAGGCCCAGAGCAAAAAAGCUGGGAUUGGGCACUGCUUAUAUUCAUGGAAUGCAGCAUGCCACAGGGAAUUUCAUUAUCAUCAUGGAUGCGGACCUCUCGCACCAUCCAAAAUUUAUUCCAGAGUUCAUCAGAAAGCAAAAAGAAGGUAACUUUGACAUUGUGUCUGGAACUCGGUAUAAAGGAAAUGGAGGUGUGUAUGGCUGGGAUUUGAAGAGAAAAAUAAUCAGUCGUGGUGCCAACUUUGUAACUCAGGUUUUGUUGAGACCAGGUGCAUCAGAUUUAACAGGAAGUUUCAGGUUAUACAGAAAGGAGGUCUUGCAGAAACUAAUGGAAAAAUGUGUUUCUAAAGGAUACGUCUUCCAGAUGGAGAUGAUUGUUCGAGCUAGACAGUUAGGAUACACUAUUGGAGAGGUUCCUAUAUCAUUUGUGGACCGUGUCUAUGGAGAAUCUAAACUGGGAGGCAAUGAAAUAGUGUCUUUCUUAAAAGGACUGUUAACUUUGUUUGCAACUACAUGAUAAGAGCUUACCCUAAGUUAAUUCUUAUUUAAAAUGCAACAUUCUCAUGAGUUAAAUGUAAUUUUUAAAACAUAUUCAGUUGUACAAGCUUGCUGCUUUGCUUAGUUACCAGGAGACCCAUCACCUAUUUGUGAUUAAGUGAACCAACAAUAAUAAAGCAAAUAAACUGUAUCACCAGAAUAUUAUUUUCAAAUUAAAUGAACUAGUGUAUUUAUGAACAAUGUAUACUAACGAAAACCCAUGCAGUACUGUUUUUUGUAUGAAUAAUGAAGUGUUAAUAAAUUAGACCACACUUCAGUUCUGGGCUAUACAUUUUUGUUGAAAAGUGUCAUGAGAUCUUUCUCUUAUGUGCAUGAAAAUUGUAAAUUGUGCAACUUAGCAAGAUCCUACUGUAUACAGAAAGAUGCAUUUUUUUCUAAAUUAUAUUCUAACAAAAUAUUUUUGUCUUUAUUCCAGACUAAUACUGAAAAUUUCAGUCAGACAUACUAUGUUAAGAAUAAUACACAAAUAAAUUCAAAUAAUCUUUUG